Sorex araneus (European shrew) is the source of this 2124-nucleotide messenger RNA. RefSeq names its product FKBP prolyl isomerase 14 (gene FKBP14). Gene Ontology annotation, molecular function: calcium ion binding; peptidyl-prolyl cis-trans isomerase activity. Bases 140 to 775 code for a protein of 211 amino acids. The transcript is spliced from 4 exons. NCBI's taxonomy places the organism in Eukaryota, Metazoa, Chordata, Mammalia, Eulipotyphla, Soricidae. The record is from RefSeq and is a predicted model, not a curated record.
UAAAGGUGCCACGUCUGCUAGGAAGGAAUAGUCAUGGACUCGCCAAGGGCCGUUAUCCUUCAACUUCCAACUCCAUUCAUAACUCUAUGAGGUCGGGGGGCACGAGUUUUUGUAGAAACUGCAUUUCUGCGUCAACAACAUGAGGCUUUUCUUGCGGAGUGCGGUCCUGGCGCUACUGGUCCCCGCGCUGAGUGGGGCUCUGAUCCCUGAGCCCGAAGUGAAGAUCGAAGUUCUGCAGAAGCCCUUCAUCUGCCAUCGCAGGACCAAGGGAGGAGAUUUGAUGCUGGUUCACUACGAAGGCUACUUAGAAAAGGACGGCUCUCUAUUCCACUCCACUCACAAACACAAUAAUGGGCAGCCCAUUUGGUUUACCUUGGGCAUCCUGGAGGCCCUUAAAGGAUGGGACCAGGGCUUGAAGGGCAUGUGUGUAGGAGAGAAGAGAAAACUCAUCAUUCCUCCUGCCCUAGGCUAUGGAAAAGAAGGAAAAGGUAAAAUUCCCCCAGAGAGUACACUGAUAUUCAACAUUGAUCUCCUGGAGAUUCGAAAUGGACCAAGAUCCCAUGAAUCAUUCCAAGAAAUGGAUCUGAAUGAUGACUGGAAACUCUCUAAACAAGAGGUUAAAGUGUAUUUAAAGAAGGAGUUUGAGAAGCAUGGAGCAGUGGUAAAUGACAGUCAUCAUGAUGCUUUGGUGGAAGAUAUUUUUGAUAAAGAAGAUGAAGACAAAGACGGAUAUAUAUCUGCAAGAGAGUUUACAUAUGAACACGAUGAGUUAUAGAGAUGUGUCUGCCUUUUUUAUAUAUUACUUAUCCUUAAAGAUCAUCUUUAAGGACUAUCUUUUUAAAAAAAAUAGUAUUCCAUUUUUUGUUUUAGUCAUUUUUAUAUUUUUUCUGAAUAUUAUCUGAAGAAUUCCUUAGAUUUCUUAAGUACCAUUUCUUUCUAGUGAACAAAAAAUUAACUUCUCAUUGCUGCUACUGAGAAGAAAAAAUGAACUUGUCUUUGAACUCAAGACCUCUAGACCAUUUUCUACUUGCAGUUAUGAACUCUUCUGUUUCACCUGCUUAUUUGUAAUUUUUAAAUAGUGUAGCAAGGAACAUGCCACAAAAUGAACCUGGGUAACAGCAAAUUAGUGCUCUUAACUUCAGCUUCCCUCUAGUUUCCCCCAGUUUCCCCCAGUGAGAUACAAAUAUUUGAAAAGUCUUUUGCAGGAGCAUGGUGAGUCCUUACUGUUUUCACAUUGCAGGUUGCUCUGCUACUCAGAAUUUCAGUGUUCCUAUAUAAUAUUUUGUAUUUAAUCCCUGGUACCACAUAUGGUCCCCUGAUCACCCCCAGGAAUGACCUCUGAACACUUUCAGGUGUGGCCCAAAUUCACAUUUCCCUCUCCCCCAACAAAAUCUUGUACUUGGAAAUGGUGUUAAGAGAAGAGGCAAUUGUCUUCAUUUAUAUGGGGAAAAGUAUAGUGUUAGCAGACCCAAAAGAUAAUCUACCAUGGCAUACCAUACAGUACACAAACCUAAGCUAGCACAUAGGGUUAAAAGCAAGACUGACUGGUGAAUCCAGCUUCUCUGGAGCAGUUCUGGGGACAGAGCCUGGUGGCACCAUGCUUACCGCUCUGGAUGCUGACUGCCUUUGGAAUGGCUGCUGCAAGGUCAAACUCUGAGUGCUGGCUGGAUGUUCUGACUUUCUGACAUCAGAAAAGCAAUGAUGUUCUUUGAACUUUAUUCAGUCAUUGAAAACAGGUACAAAAUUAGGUCUCUCAUGAAAGCUAAGUGGCCUUACUUGAAGUUUCAAACAGCAGGGGAUACCUGAAUCAAGACCCAGUGGGUUUAUAACUGCCUUUUAGUUCCUGCUGAAGGGGAAGAGGAGAAUGGAUGUUGAAUUGUACUCGAUAGCAUUUACUGCCUCGCUGAGGAGAGAUGCAAUGCUGGAGUAGCAACUUUAAUAACUUAAGAAUCCAUGUACAAUGAGGCAUUUAUUUCACCCAGGACUUUGUGCUAUGUAAGGUUGGUUCCCAGUGACUAAUGAUGUGUCAUAUGUAGGAUAAAUUAUUUAUGUAUUUCUUUAUAAUAAAAUAUAUCAAAAUACUGUCACAGAAUUCCAGUUAUAUCUAUUCAGUGUUUAUUUUUU